Messenger RNA from Aspergillus calidoustus, 336 nucleotides. Lineage: Eukaryota; Fungi; Ascomycota; Eurotiomycetes; Eurotiales; Aspergillaceae. The record is from the annotation of a GenBank genome assembly.
AUGAAGCUCCUCCCCGCCCUCCUCGCGGCCACAGCCACCCUGGCCAGCACAGCGUCCGCCGUCAACUUCCAACUCAAAGUAAACUACUACAGCGACGGCGGCUGCAGCAACUACCUAACGUCGAUCUACCCCCACUCCAACGGCGACUGCUACGACUACGACUACGGCGGCACCAACAGCGCCAACAUCGCCAACUGCGACGGGUUCCAGCUCUGCGACUGCACGUACUAUGCCGAGAAGGGUUGCACGGGACGGGAGCUGAGGAAGUUUGGGGGGGAUUGUGCGUCGAACUGGGGGGCAGGCUGGAAGUCGAUGAGUUGUCGGGGGGUUUGGUGA